AUGAAGAACUUAGUUGAUAUCUCUUUGUUUACCCUUGAUAAGCACACGACUUCACAGGGGUAUAGGCUGCUGUGUCCUAUAACUGACAGAGUUUUUUGGAGCAAAGUGGUUUGGUGUAGACUUAACAUUCCCAAGCAUAGCUUCAUGAUGUGGUUAGCUGUACUAAAAAGACUCAAGACCAGGGAUAGAUUACUCAGGUUUCAGGUCAUAGAUAAUGCCGAUUGUUUGCUCUGUAGUAGAAACAUAGAAUCAGUAGACCAUUUGUUUUUUGAGUGUCCAUACUCAACUGACUGCCUGGAGAAAAUUAAACAAUGGCUGAACUGGAGUAUGAGAACAACAUUAUUAUCAAGAAUAAUUCGGUGGAUAGGAAAGGCUAAGAUUAGCAAGUUUAAGAAGAAUUUGUUUUCGGCAGUCAUUGCAGCUCUUGUAUACCAGAUUUGGCACAACAGAAAUUGUAAAUUGUGGCUGUCAACUUUGGAAAGUACUGAUGUAGCUGUGCUCAAAACUAAGGAUGCAGUUAAAUAUAGAAUCAUGUGCAUGUGGCCUAGGAAUGUAACUAAAAGAGACAUAGAUUGGUUUAAUGCUUUGUAA
Humulus lupulus (European hop) is the source of this 591-nucleotide messenger RNA. RefSeq lists its product as uncharacterized. Lineage: Eukaryota; Viridiplantae; Streptophyta; Magnoliopsida; Rosales; Cannabaceae. The record is from RefSeq and is a predicted model, not a curated record. Bases 1 to 591 code for a protein of 196 amino acids. The transcript has a single exon.